Penicillium subrubescens is the source of this 474-nucleotide messenger RNA. RefSeq names its product putative histone h1.3. The record is from RefSeq and is a predicted model, not a curated record. NCBI's taxonomy places the organism in Eukaryota, Fungi, Ascomycota, Eurotiomycetes, Eurotiales, Aspergillaceae. The transcript is spliced from 3 exons. The coding region runs from base 1 to 474 and encodes 157 amino acids.
AUGGCCCGCACCCAUGGCUACGGCAAGUUCCUGGGCUUGACCGAGCCUGAACAGAGGGUGCUACUCUACAGCAUCCUCUACGCCACCCACGACGGCCGGAAUCCUGUCAACUUCGAGAAGCUGGCAAGUGAGCUGGGAUAUACAGUCGUCUCAGCCAAAGUCAUUACGGCUGCACUCGCCGCGACUGGCAUAGAUCCCGGCCGCAAGCCAUAUUCUCGACGCACAGCAUCUGCUUCCGCGGAUGCUGUCCAAGAGAUUACCGAUGCUGGCCCCUCGAACCCCGAUGCCUCUGCCGAUCCUGCUGCCUCCGGUCCCUCCACCACUGCUGACGAGGGCAAAGCUCCCAAGAAGCCGCGCAAGGUCCGACGCACCGCUGUCCCACGAAAGCACAAGGCUUGCGAGAUGGAUGAGGGUGAUAAGGACGGCAAGGCUGAUGAGGACGAUGGGGCUGGUACGGCCGUUGCUGAGGCUUAG